Molecule: messenger RNA, 3480 nt
Organism: Nestor notabilis (Kea)
Lineage: Eukaryota; Metazoa; Chordata; Aves; Psittaciformes; Psittacidae
Gene: PTCHD1
Product: patched domain containing 1
Exons: 2
Biological process (GO): chemical synaptic transmission; cognition
Cellular component (GO): plasma membrane; synapse
Source: RefSeq, a predicted model, not a curated record
UCUGCUGUGACCAGGAUCCAAGUUCAAAGACCUGGUUUCAAUUACACGUUUGCCCAUAUAUGUAUCCUGAACAACGACAAGACAUGCAUAGUGGACGACAUAGUGCAUGUACUGGAGGAACUAAAGGCUGCUCGUUCUUCUAAUCGAACUAAUUUUGCAAUCACUUACCCGAUUACUCACUUAAAGGAUGGCAGGGAAGUGUAUAACGGGCAUCAGCUUGGUGGGGUUACUGUGCACAGCAAAGACCGGGUGAAGUCUGCAGAAGCCAUUCAGCUCACCUACUACUUGCAGGCAAUCAACUCUUUGAAUGACAUGGUGGCAGAGAAGUGGGAAUCCAUUUUUUGUGACACUGUUGAACUUUUCCAGAAAUCCAACAGGAAAAUCAAAAUGUAUCCUUUCACUUCUUCUUCGCUGAAGGAGGAUUUCCAGAAGACAAGCAGGGUGUCAGAACGCUACCUGAUCACAAGCUUGGUCCUUGUGGUCACCUUGGCCAUUCUCUGCUGCUCCAUGCAGGAUUGUGUCCGCAGCAAACCCUGGCUUGGCCUGCUGGGAUUGCUGACUGUGACCCUUGCCACCCUGACUGCAGCUGGGAUCAUCAAUCUCACUGGUGGGAAAUACAAUUCCACCUUCCUGGGAAUCCCCUUCGUCAUGUUAGGUCAUGGGUUAUAUGGGACUUUUGAAAUGUUGUCCUCCUGGAGAAAAACUAGAGAAGACCAACACGUUAAAGAGAGGACUGCAGCUGUAUUUGCAGACUCCAUGCUCUCGUUUUCUCUCACCACUGCCAUGUACCUGGUCACUUUUGGAAUAGGUGCCAGUCCCUUCACUAACAUUGAAGCAGCCAGGAUUUUCUGCUGCAAUUCCUGUAUUGCAAUUUUCUUCAACUACCUCUAUGUACUCUCCUUUUAUGGUUCUAGCCUGGUGUUUACUGGCUAUAUAGAAAACAACUACCAGCAUAGUAUCUUCUGCAGAAAGGUACCAAAGCCAGAGGUAUUGCAAGAGAAGCCUGCAUGGUAUAGGUUUCUUCUGACAGCCAAAUUCAGUGAGGACACAGAUGAUUCAGAGGAAACGAACACUUACGAGAGUCAUCUUUUGGUGUGGUUCCUGAAACGCUAUUAUUGUGACUGGAUAACAAACACUUAUGUCAAGCCUUUUGUAGUUCUCUUUUACCUUGUUUAUAUUUCCUUUGCCUUAAUGGGCUACUUGCAGGUCAGUGAAGGGUCAGACCUGAGCAACAUCGUGGCGACCGCAACACGGACCAUUGAGUAUACGACUGCCCAGCAGAAGUAUUUCAGUAACUACAGCCCAGUGAUUGGGUUCUACAUCUAUGAGUCGAUCGAGUACUGGAAUACCAGUGUCCAGGAGGAUGUGCUGGAGUAUACCAAGGGCUUUGUGAGGAUAUCUUGGUUUGAAAGCUACUUAAAUUACCUUAGGAAACUCAACAUAUCUACUGGAUUGCCCAAGAAGAAUUUCACUGAUAUGUUGAGGAACUCCUUCCUGAAGACCCCUCAGUUUGCCCAUUUUUCAGAGGAUAUCAUCUUUUCCAAGAAAUACAACAACGAAGUUGAUGUCGUGGCCUCCAGGAUGUUCUUGGUGGCCAAGACAAUGGAAACCAAGAGGGAAGAACUUUAUGACCUCUUGGAGACCCUGAGGAAGCUCUCUCUCACCUCCAAGGUGAAAUUCAUUGUUUUCAAUCCAUCAUUUGUGUACAUGGAUCGUUAUGCUUCUUCAGUAGGAGCACCUUUACAAAACUCCUGCAUUAGUGCUUUAUUUCUGCUCUUCUUCUCUGCAUUCCUGGUGGCAGACUCUCUGAUCAAUGUCUGGCUCACUCUAACUGUUGCCUCGGUUGAAUUUGGAGUUAUAGGUUUUAUGACCUUGUGGAAAGUGGAACUAGAUUGUAUUUCUGUGUUGUGCUUAAUUUACGGAAUUAAUUAUACAAUUGACAACUGUGCUCCACUGUUAUCGACCUUUGUCCUGGGCAAAGAGUUCACAAGAACUAAAUGGGUGAAAAAUGCCCUGGAAGUGCAUGGGGUAGCUAUUUUGCAGAGCUACCUCUGCUAUAUUGUUGGUCUGAUUCCUCUUGCAGCUGUGCCUUCAAAUCUGACCCGUACACUGUUCAGGUGCUUGUUUUUAAUAGCAUUAGUCACCUUCUUUCACUGCUUUGCCAUUUUACCUGUGAUACUGACUUUCCUGCCACCAUCCAAGAAGAAGAGGAAAGAGAAGAAGAAUCCUGAAAACCGUGAGGAAAUAGAGUGUGUUGAAAUGGUGGAUAUGGAUAGCACCCGAGUGGUUGACCAAAUUACAACAGUCUAAUUUGUUUGUUUGUUGCUUUUUUUACACUCGGUCUUACUGAGAAAAAAAAAAAAAAGGAAAAAAAGAAACCAGUACUGACUAAAUAUCUGAGGAGAGGAAGGGGUUUGGAUGUUUUCCCUCCCCGCCCCCCUCUAACCUAAAUGCAGGAAGAUUCAAAAUGAUGGGAGAAAUGAAAAAAAAUUUUUUUUAAAGAGCUGAGGGGUAUUGUACCUUGCUCAGCUCCUAUAACAGGUAUUACGAGAGAAUUUGCACACACAUGCAAAGGGGGGUUGAAUUUCAGACACAUGGAGUAAGAUCUAAUGAGAGAAGUUGGGUUCUUAAGCAGCCGUCUGCAUGGUCUGUACUGCAGCUGCUGCAAUUAUUGUGGCUAAACCCAAUCAGACUGAAAGGUCAACUGUCAAGGCUGAAGUAGCACUAAAUGUUCGCUGGAUGUAAAGGCUUUACAAACUUUCUGCACAGCAAUAACUCAAGUCAGUGAGUCAGCUCUUAUAGGUCUUAGCCAUCACAUUUAAUUUUUCUUUUCUCCCCUAAUUUAAACAUUUAUGCAAGACUGUGUAAAAGAUAGCAAACUGUACUGGGAAGGAAGGCAGUACACAGCAACCAAAUGCUUUCCAAACACUUUCAUGUUAUAGAUCACUUUUUUUUUCCUAAAAAUAUUGUUAUUUUAAAAUGUAAAUCAUCCCUUGUGCCAUUUUUAAUCAUGGGUUUAUAGCUGCUUCUUUUUCUUAUAAAACCAAAAAAGAACAAAAAAAAAAAAAAGGAAAAAAUCCCAGUGACUCUAUCACUCUAGAAAAUAUAUAAUUUUAUUUUAUACAUGUCUCGCUACUAGUCAAACAUGUAAUCUGCUUUACCAACCGUAAUUUUGUUAGCACUCUACUAACACACGUGAGUGGAUCUAGCAGCAGACAGAAGAUGGUGUACUGAAUAUUUCAGCACCGAAACCCAUGACACAAACCUCAAAUACUAAAAUGUCAUCAAGAAAGUGAAUGUUAGGGCUCUUCUAGUGAGAGCCUAUUUCAGGCCAUUCACUGGUAAUGCGCACUAAGAGGAUUAGUGGGUAGUUUUACAUAAUGUAUAACUUAAUCCCUCAAUCUUCCUAGAAUACCUGUAAAGCAACAGGCCUUGCAGCUACGGGCUCUUCCAAGAGAUAGUCGACCAUCAGAGUUGUAU